Molecule: messenger RNA, 1411 nt
Organism: Nematostella vectensis (starlet sea anemone)
Lineage: Eukaryota; Metazoa; Cnidaria; Anthozoa; Actiniaria; Edwardsiidae
Product: signal peptide, CUB and EGF-like domain-containing protein 1
Exons: 8
Coding region: 9-1310 (433 amino acids)
Cellular component (GO): membrane
Molecular function (GO): calcium ion binding
Source: RefSeq, a predicted model, not a curated record
UAAGGAAGAUGACGACCUUACCUAUGUUUGCGCCGCUCGGCUCUCAACUCCGUGUUCUGUGUUUAAUGAUUUGGGUGACUGUUUGUAUGAGCCUGCAACUUCGCGAUAAAGACAGCGGUUUCAUAUCAAAUAAGUUCGUUGCUCACCCGGGAAAACGACUUGCGCUGCCCAUCUCACAAGCAGAGGACAAUAACCAAUCAAUUGUCCAAAAGAGCGUCCUGGUUGAUGACGUCAUGGAUUGUUCGUUUGAAUGCCUCACUGAAGGCUGGUGUCACUCCGUAAACGUCAGAUUGACAGCGACAAAGAGUGGAAGACACGUGUGUGAGCUUAUAUCUACUGAUAGAUAUAACCACUCUGAAUACUUGGUACAGGACAAGGACUUCGUGCACUUUGGGAUAAAGUCUCCCUGCGAAGAAUACCCUUGCAGUAAUGGGGAGUGCUUGACAUUGUACGAUGAGCCGUACUUCUACUGCGCAUGCUCGUUAGGAUACACUGGACUGACCUGUUCAGCAGACAUUGACGAAUGCUGCACCAAUCAAACUUCAUGUGACCCUAACGCUCGAUGCAGAAAUACCAUUGGCUCUUACACAUGCACGUGUAAUGCAGGUUACCAUGGUGAUGGCAAACAAUGCACAGACAUUGACGAAUGCAGCACCAAUCCGAGGUCAUGUGAUCCCAAUGCUCGAUGCAAAAAUACCAUUGGUUCUUACACGUGCACGUGUAAUGCAGGUUACCAUGGUGAUGGCAAACGAUGUACAGAUAUCGACGAAUGUAGACUCGGCAUCAGCGGUUGUGGUUCAAAUGCCUACUGCACUAACUCCGUGGGCUCAUAUGUUUGCACAUGUCGUCAUUCAGGAUACUACUGGACCGGAAGUGGGUGCGCAGAUAUCGACGAAUGCAGACUUGGCAUCAGCGGUUGUGGUUCAAAUGCCUACUGCACUAACACCGUGGGCUCAUACGUUUGCACAUGUUAUUCAGGAUACUACUGGACCGGAAGUGGGUGCGCAGCUAAUCAGAUCAGACUGUCGCACGGAUCUUAUGGCCGUGUCGAGGUGCUCCACAAUGGUCAGUGGGGAACGGUGUGCGAUGACCAUUGGACCAUCAACGAAGGGCGUGUCGUGUGUAGAUGGCUUGGAUAUGGAUCCGUAGUCUCUGUUCAUCAGGCAGCUCAUUAUGGCCAAGGAAGUGGGCCGAUAUGGCUUGAUGAAGUCCAUUGCUCUGGCAAUGAGGCUACCCUGUUCUCAUGCCAAUUUAUCCACCGCCCGCAUAAUUGUGGUCACAGCGAGGAUGCAUCAGUUGUGUGUUCUUAGACAUGACGGAAAAACAUGACGUGACGCUCCAAAUAAGCCCAUUUCACAUCGAAUAAGGUGGAGAAUUUCUCUGAGUACUUAGUAACUUAUGAUGAUUAAGG